Messenger RNA from Sesamum indicum (sesame), 2478 nucleotides. Its product is annotated as Tetratricopeptide repeat (TPR)-like superfamily protein. The record is from RefSeq and is a predicted model, not a curated record. NCBI's taxonomy places the organism in Eukaryota, Viridiplantae, Streptophyta, Magnoliopsida, Lamiales, Pedaliaceae. Gene Ontology annotation, molecular function: protein binding.
UUAGCAAAUCCAACGCCAAUUUUCAAACUCCCCCAAAACCCUAGCAACUGAAAGGCUGAACUCCCACUGUCUCAACGUAUGGGAUAUGCGUGAAAGUAUAGUUACGCUUACAUAUACGUAGAAAUAUCUGUAUCCAUAAGGAAUGAGAAUGGCGCCGAUCGCAGUUUUGGCGAGAUCACGGCGGUUCGUCUGGCCGCACAAUUUCAAAUCCAUCUCCACCUUCGUUCACCUCCACCAAGAGGCGCAGCUGGCCGAGCCUCCGAUGACGCCUCCAGAGCUCCCGCCUAACCCCGCCACCGGCAGCCCACGCUACAAAGAAAACUGGCGGAACCCUACAUCCGCAUCUUCGGCCGGAGAUGGGGCGCUUAUUCCUGUCGGCUUGGGGUUUCUCCAACACACUACUGCUGCGAAAAUGCAGGUGCUUUCUCAGUCACUUGACGCGCAGGGCUUGAUGAAUCAUUUCGCAGGUUGGAUGACGUUGCGUCGGUGGGAGGAUAUGAAGCAGCUCUUCGAGUUGUGGAUCAGGUCUCUCGAUAAGAACGGAAAGCCAAACAAACCUGAUGUAAAUCUUUAUAACCAUUAUCUACGUGCGAAUUUUAUGAUUGGGGCGUCUGCUGGCGAAUUGCUCGAUCUUGUGGCCCAAAUGGAUGAUUUCGGGAUCCUGCCUAAUACUGCAUCCUGUAAUCUUGUGCUUAAGGCUAUGCAGAAGGCUGGUGAAACACUUGCAGCGGAGAAACUAAUUGAAAGGAUGCUCCAGACAGGAAAAGAAUUCAAGGAAUCUUUGCCUGAUGAUGAGUCAUAUGACUUAGUUAUUGGCAUGCUUCUUUCAAAAAACCAGAUUGAUUCUGCGCUGAAGUAUAUAGAUCUGACGUUGAAAUCUGGAUAUAUGUUGUCAAUGAAGGCAUUCGUGGAUUGUGUGCGAAUUUGUGUUAGUAAUGUGAGGCUGGACACAUUGGUGUCAAUUAUAGAGAGAUGCAAGAAAAUGGAUCAGAACAAAUCCUUAUGUCCCGAUUGGCGCAUAUGCAAUUAUAUUGCUGAUGUUGCUAUGCAAUCAGAUAACAGUGAGCUCACCUAUUAUGCACUUGAGUUCAUCGCCAAAUGGAUUGCUCGAGGGGAGGCUGCAAAGCCUCCUGUUCUUCUCUCUGUAGAUGAAGGAUUAGUUAUCUCUGCCCUUGGAACUGCUGGUAGAACUUACAAUUCUAAAUUGCUGGAUGUUUCUUGGGCUGUACUCAAGCGGUCAUUGCGCCAAAAGAAGGUUCCGAAUCCUGAAUCUUACCUCGGAAAAAUAUAUGCCCAUGCUAAUUUGGGGAACCUACAGAAAGCUUUUAGUACUCUGCAUGAAUUUGAGACAGCUCAUGGAAAUUCUAACCAAGAAGAUGGAGAGGAUCUAUUCUCUCCAUUUCAUUCUUUAAAUCCUCUGGUCACCGCAUGCUCCAAGAAUGGUUUUGUCACUUUGGAUUCUGUUUAUUAUCAGCUGGAGAAUUUAAGUCAAGGCAAUGUUCCAUACAAGUCUGUUGCUGCUCUCAAUUGUAUAAUUCUUGGAUGUGCAAAUAUAUGGGAUGUUGAUCGUGCCUACCAGACUUUUAGUGCAAUUGAUUCCAGUUUUGGGUUGACCCCCAAUAUCCAUUCAUACAAUGCCCUGAUCUGUGCAUUUGGGAAAUUCAGCAAGAGGGAUGAAGCUGUAAAAGUAUUUGAGCACUUUGUUGCUUUAGGCGUCAAACCAAAUGCGACCACAUAUUCUCUCCUUAUUGAUGCGCAUCUUAUUAAGCGGGAUCCUAAAGCCGCUCUCUCCGUGAUUGAUGAAAUGAUAUAUGCAGGAUAUGAACCAUCAAAGGAAAUACUAAAAAAGGUCCGGAGGCGAUGUAUUCGAGAGAUGGACUAUGAAUCUGAUGACAAGGUGGAAUCCUUGGCUAGACAGUUCAAAAUUCGAAUGGGAACAGAAACUCGCCGAGAUUUACUGUUUAAUCUUCAAUACACCACAGAUUAUGCAUGAUGGUUGACUUGCACUGUGCUGAAGAUAUGAGUUGUCAAGUCUUCUCCAUUUCUCUACCAUUAGCUUUGUGCUGAUCUCCAACUUUGUAAACUAUGGACAGCUGUUUCGGGCCUGAGCAGAAAGAGUGCUGAUAGGUAGCUUCCUUCUUCGGCAGCUGAUAUGUGAGAUAUCUCUUGGUUCCGUUUCAGGGAAAAUUAGAGGAUUAAUUAUUAACUUCAGACAUUCUGGUGAUGGUUACAACCAUAGGCCAUAUGGAUUAAAAAUAAAUUAUCUCUGGUGUGCAGGCUUCACUAAUUGGUGAUGUUAUCAUUUUAGGUCUGCACCUACUCUGGGUUAAUUUUGCAAGUUUUGCUGCCAUAUUUCAUAUUCUGUAGGUUCAUCGCAAACUUGUAUUAUGGUUCUGGAGAUAUUGUAGUAAUGGACAAAUAUGUAGGCCAACAAAUCAUUUUCAACUUCCAGGAAAGAGAUUGUACAGUUUCCCUAAA